AUGACAAGUCGCGAUGGCCCAGACACGCGCAAAACGCGACGCAACAACACCUUCCACCCAGCUCGUGAGCCCGUGAGACACGGGGAUGGCCUGCGUCUCGAACAUGAUCGCGUCACUGGUCCGAUAACGUUCCUCAACCCUACGCGAGCGCAUUACCGCCACGACCAGCGUCCUGAUGUGCGGUACAAAUGGACUUCUCGGAAUGACCGCAAAGGACGACAUGCAGUAGACAUUGAACCCAAACAGGUCACCGCUUCGACAAAGCACGAUACCCCACGCCCAACUACCUCCCCUCGUAGUGUUGCACGCAACAUCUGGCGCAUGUUCACGUACUUUCCGAUAUGGGACGUGUCGUUCGACGUUGCCUUUGUCUUCACGAUAGGCAGUGUGAUAUGGAUAUUCAACGCCUUCUUCGUAUAUCUGCCCUUGGUGCGACCGGGUUCUGAAUUCGCGAAUGAGGAAUUGUAUGGUGGGGGCAUAACCGCGUUUGUCGGAGUGACUGUUUUCGAAGUGGGGUCGUUCCUGCUCGUGGCAGAAGCUGUGAAUGAGGGUAGAUCGGGAUGCUUCGGAUGGGCAGUAGAGCAGGUUCUAUCGCAUGAAGAGGAGGGUGGAGAACGCGUAGCACUGCGCCCGUCAAAGUCGCAUUGCACACACCACCACAACAAACAGAUGUCCGUCGAUACCCGGCAAUUUACACAAUCAAAGUCCGAUUUGGCCUCCCAAGAGCGUUUGUGGGUAUGGUGGCCGUCAAAUGAAGAACUACGGACCCACUACAUCCACAAUCUCGGAUUCAUAGCUUCCUUCUCCCAGCUGCUCGGUGCAACAAUCUUCUGGGUCGCGGGUCUGACAGCGCUACCGGGCAUUUACAAUCGCAUGUCGCAGACGCUCACCAUCGUCUUUUACUGGACUCCUCAAGUUCUUGGCGGUCUAGGUUUCGUCAUUUCCGGCGCCCUCUUCAUGAUCGAGACACAGUCCAAGUGGUGGAAGCCGGCACCUCGGACACUCGGUUGGUGGGUCGGCGCCUGGAAUCUCGUAGGAGGUGUAGGCUUCACUUUGUGUCCGGCUUUUGGGUACGAUAGUAGGAGUUGGGCGCAAUAUCAGGCUUCUCUUAGCACCUUUUGGGGUAGUUGGGCUUUCAUGGUAGGGAGCACGCUUCAAUGGUACGAGAGCCUGGAGAAGUACCCUGUGGCAGUUGACAGUACCAGAUAG
Messenger RNA from Alternaria burnsii, 1209 nucleotides. RefSeq lists its product as uncharacterized. The transcript has a single exon. Bases 1 to 1209 code for a protein of 402 amino acids. Lineage: Eukaryota; Fungi; Ascomycota; Dothideomycetes; Pleosporales; Pleosporaceae. The record is from RefSeq and is a predicted model, not a curated record.